This is a messenger RNA of Artibeus jamaicensis (Jamaican fruit-eating bat), 573 nucleotides long. RefSeq names its product killin, p53 regulated DNA replication inhibitor (gene KLLN). NCBI's taxonomy places the organism in Eukaryota, Metazoa, Chordata, Mammalia, Chiroptera, Phyllostomidae. The record is from RefSeq and is a predicted model, not a curated record.
AUGUCACUGACGCGGGUCUGCGGGUACCUGUACACAGGUGCAAAGAACCCGGUGACCGUGUUGGUCAGUGUAAACGGAAAUGCAGUACGCGACGGUAGGAAGCUGCAACCCUUCGAGUGGGCGGGGCCGAAAAGUCCUAGGAGGGUUCAAAGGAGGUGGAGGGAUACACGGGCCAGAGUCGGAACUACUUUCAGGAGGAGGUCACGUGUGUUCCUAGUUGGGGAACUUUCCAAAUUCCCACUCGCCUCUGAUAGUGGAGAGGCGAGUGGUUCGCCCUUCGACCGGGGUGCUCCUACCUUAUGCAGGCAGCGGGACCCCAGAGUCUCCCAGUUCACGGCGGUUCACGGCGGAAACACAGUGCCUCAGAGGAGGCACCUACUGGAGCGCUGUCGGGGCUGACGCCUUGGGAGCUGGUUACACAAGCACCCACAUCCAAGCACGUGCCUCCGCCUUUCCGCACCGUUUGCUGCCGCCGCUGUUUCUUACAGACAGCGUUCUUGGGAACGAGAGUUCCCAAGCUGCUCCCACCUGUGUCCUGCUACCCACAGAGCAAGCCAAAUGGCCGGGACUUGA